Molecule: messenger RNA, 3069 nt
Organism: Panicum virgatum (switchgrass)
Lineage: Eukaryota; Viridiplantae; Streptophyta; Magnoliopsida; Poales; Poaceae
Exons: 5
Coding region: 1965-2870 (301 amino acids)
Source: RefSeq, a predicted model, not a curated record
GCAUCCGGCAGGCCGAAGCUCCACCCAACCUCUCCGAUGGCGCUCAACCUCUCGCAUCGCCGUGCUCCUCAGGGUCCGCUCGAGCGCGGGGGCCGCAGGUGCCUCCGCUGCCGCUGCUGGAGUUGCAAGCGGCGGCCGCAGGAUCCGCAGCCGCAACCGCGUCGGGCGCCCGCCGGCGACCGGCCGCUGGCCGUCGGCCCUUCCAUGUGCGGCCCACCGCCCGCCGUCCACCUGCGUCCCGCUGCUGCCUCCAAUGGUAGUGUCCCAAUGCGUUAGAGGGAGAGGGUAGCCGAGACGUCACCUGUGCGCUGCCGCUGCUGCUGCUGCAUCCGCACCCGGCGCCCGCAGGCCACCCUCUGCGUGCAAUCUGCUGCCCGCCGGCCAACACUCGCUGCCUACCUGCUUGCUUGUGCUACCAGUGCCACCAACGCUACCGUGCCACUGCGUGAGAGGGAGAGGGUUGCGCUGCAGCAGCGUAUCUCUUCAAGUCGAAGGCGCAAUGAUAGCAACAGAGGCCGGCUCCGCUUCCUAUCGCUCAUUCUGUGAUCUGUGAUUUUUGUUUCUGCAGCCCUGUUCCUUUCAUUCUUCCACUUUUUCUGUCCUUUUCUCUUUGCAGCAUUAUGUUACUGUUAUGUGUCUCCCCUUUUACCUAUAACAUUUCUAAAUUGUUUCCCAAAAAAAAACCAUGAAGGAACGACAAAAAGCAAGGCAACAAAUCAGCUUUCCACAAGCAGGGAAGGUACUAGCCAGGUACCAAGAUGGCACCAAAAGGAACAACUUUGGAUUUAUUAAAUUGACUUACUGUUUACAAUAAACAUAUGAUUACUUCUAUUCGUACCUGCACAGAACAUUUACAAUGCCCUUUUGUACUAAUUCUAUAAGUACAAGGCAAAUGGGAAAUAAGAAGAUCAUCAUAUCUACAUUCUGUUAUAAAAAUGUGCACCAAAGCAUCAUUGGAGAAUCUGGAAUCCAAUCAUCACUACAUUUGCAUUGAAACCUACUUCUUGAAGUCAACCUGCAUUUCUAGAACCGAACCUGGUAAGCCUCAUCUUCUGAAAGUCAACGCAUUAUCUGUCUAACCAUGGUAACAUUUGAAAUGAAAUUUAAACUCUGCUUCUGCAAGUCAAAGACUUCCUUUCCAAUGUUGACUAUUAUAAUAAUAAAGAAUGGCAACCAAGCUGACAAUUCCUUUCCGAUGUUCUUAUUCUCAUUUUGAUUUUCUUCUGUUUUGCUUCAUCUUUUAUUUGUUCUUUUAGUUACUCCUUGAUAAAAGACUUCCUUAAGUUCAAUUGUAGAACUCUGCUUCUGCAAGUCAUAUAGUUUUUGAGCAGGAAUGACACACACACUUCCAGAAGUAGGGAUGGCAGUACUCUUCUGCUUGAGUUCUUAACUGCUUUCUUGCUUAGUAUUUCCAAACAAAAUCUCAGCUAAUAAUGUGUAGAAAGGCUUUUUAUGUGAAAUGCAUAGGGAGGUAUGCCAUGAAUAUCUAUUGUCACUAGAACUUUCCUGCAUCCAGUAGUUUGAUCUGCCUAAAACUAUCUAUACGUAUGUAACUGAACUUCCAGUGCAAUGUAAAAAUGGUGAAUGUCGCUUACUUAUAACUACUCAUGUAAUAUAUGCGCACAUGUCCGUGCUAUGAAACCUCUCCAUAGCUUAACCCUCUUGCUGAUCCCUCAUGGUCAGCUGAUUUCUAAACCUUUAUGUACAUAUAUAUACAAUAAUUCACAUACUUCUUCAGUAUGCAAUGCGAUGUAACAGAUGCUGGCUCCCAUUGCCUUUGCCAAUUAUCAUGCAACUUCACAUAGACAAGUUUUUUUUUAAAAAAAAUUGCUGCUAUAUAUACGUAUGCAUGUUUCGACCUUCACAGAUGUUAAACGCAUUUACUCUUAAACUCUGCUUAUCUCAUUUAAAAAAUGACAUGAGGGCGCGCCAAGGCGCGCGCAAAGUACUCGUAUCCAUAUACAAUGGAGCUCCGCCCCCAGGCAUCCGGCCUGUUCGCAGCGCUGACGUCCCUGAAGAUAGAUGGCUAUGUCUGCAUGGCAGGCAGUGAUCUCACAGCUCUUGUGAACAUGCAGUGCCCGUGCUUGAGGAACCUGAAUCUUUUCAUGACGCUCAUUGUCAUCUUUGAUGUCUUCAUUCACUCAAACUCGUUGCACACACUGAUGCUAUGCGUCCUACACACAAGGCGUCUAGAGAUUUUGGCCCCAAGACUUGAAGAGCUCAUAAUAACUAUUCGGCCAAUGGAGGCUCAGAUCUCUGCUCCGAAACUUGUCAAGGUCACUUGGCGUGAUGCAUAUGAUCCCCAUCUCAAUCGGUUUGUUGAUGUUGGCUGUAGGAUCCAGCUACUGGAAAUUUAUAGACAGGCGUCGUCCCUGACUAAGCAGUUCGAUCAAGUUGAUGAGUUGAAUAUGAAGAUUGGUCUAAAUUUCCUAGAUGCAGCAAAGUAUGGAAGCUUCUUGAAUGAAACAAGUAAGCUGCCCAAGUGUAAGAGCUUUUGCAUAUUCUUGUCGUGGGAACCCCAUGCCUUGGUGCCUGUCAUGUUGCAUCUCUUGAGGAGUUGCAAUGAUACAAAGAAGCUUCAAGUCCAUUUACUUGGUCUGUCGUCCCUAGGAGUGAUGCAUUCUUGCCCGCCGUUUUGCCUUUGUCGUUCGGAAGAGAAUCGCAAGAUUGAUGGCAUUGAUCUCAGUUCUCUUGAAGUGGCAGAAAUCACCGGUUUUUCAGGUUCUCAUGAACAAAUGGAAUUUGUGGAGUUCCUAUCCAGCAAUGCAGGAGUCCUUAAAAGGUUGCUCAUCAAUGACGAGUAUUGUCGUAGGCCCAAGGAAGUACGUGAGAAGGUCCGUAGCAUGUGUCAUGUGUCAUCCAAAUGUUAAAGUUGAUUUCCUUGUGUUCUGCAAGGGCAGGCUGGCACUCGUUGACUAAUUUCAGGUGUGUGGUAAAUGUAAUAUUAUGUGGUCUUUACUAGCUUUUGCACAAUAAGCGCAGGGUUUAUGUUUCAGUCAUUUUUAGGAUUCAUCUUCAGUUCAAAUUUGAACCCCGAUCAAUUAAGGCUCAUUGCUGUAUUUCUUCUUA